CCCCGGAUGUUCGUUGGGGAUUCAACAUGGCGGCGGCAGUGGCCGCGGUGGCGGCGGCGCCAGAGAGCUGAGGGCGGCGCGAGGGCGCCGAGUUCCGGGCCGAGCAGCGAGGCCGCGAGCGACUGCGGCGCCGAGCCGAUGAGUAACCCGAAGCCCCAGGAGGAGACCUCGCCUGCCCAGAGGCACUUCUAGCACAGCCAGCAUCAAACCAGGUCUGCCGUAGGAGCCCAAGUCUGCGCCCCCGGGGCGCUGACAGCCUCGGCGCCAUGUUCGGGAAGAAGAAGAAGCGGGUUGAGAUCUCGGCGCCGUCCAACUUCGAGCACCGCGUGCACACGGGCUUCGACCAGCACGAGCAGAAGUUCACGGGGCUGCCCCGCCAGUGGCAGAGCCUGAUCGAGGAGUCGGCCCGCCGGCCCAAGCCCCUCAUUGACCCCGCCUGCAUCACCUCCAUCCAGCCCGGGGCCCCCAAGACCAUCGUGCGGGGCAGCAAAGGCGCCAAGGAUGGGGCCCUCACCCUGCUGCUCGACGAGUUUGAGAACAUGUCGGUGACACGCUCCAACUCCCUGCGGAGAGACAGCCCGCCGCCACCCGCCCGUGCCCGCCAGGAGAACGGGAUGCCCGCGGAGCAGGCUGCCACGGCCAGAGGGGGCCCGGAGAAGGCGGGCGGCCAUGGCCGGGUCGCCGGUCGCAGCGAAGGGGGUGGCAGCAGUGGUGACAGGCGGCGGGCGGGGCCGGAGAAGAGGCCCAAGUCUUCCAGGGAGGGCUCAGGGGGCCCCCAGGAGUCUUCCCGGGACAAGCGCCCCCUCUCCGGGCCUGACGUCGGCACCCCCCAGCCUGCCAGUCUGGCCAGUGGGGCGAAAGUGGCAGCUGGCCGGCCCUUUAACACGUACCCGAGGGCUGACACGGACCACCCGUCCCGGGGCACCCAGGGGGACCCUCACAACCUGGCCCCCAAUGGGCCGUCAGCAGGGAGCCUGGCUGUCCCCCAGUCCUCCUCCUCCUCCUCCUCCCGGCCUCCCACCCGAGCCCGCGGCACCCCCAGCCCUGGAGUGCUGGGCCCCCACGCUUCUGAGCCCCAGCUGGCCCCUGCAGCCCGCACCGUCGCCGCCCCUGCCGUCCCCCCCGCCCCCGGGCCCCCCGGCCCCCGCUCGCCUCAGCGGGAGCCCCAGCGAGUGUCGCACGAGCAGUUCCGGGCCGCCCUGCAGCUGGUGGUGGACCCUGGGGACCCUCGCUCCUACCUGGACAACUUCAUCAAGAUCGGCGAGGGCUCCACGGGCAUCGUGUGCAUUGCCACUGUACGCAGCUCGGGCCGGCUGGUGGCCGUCAAGAAGAUGGACCUGCGCAAGCAGCAGAGGCGCGAGCUGCUCUUCAACGAGGUGGUGAUCAUGAGGGACUACCAGCACGAGAACGUGGUGGAGAUGUACAACAGCUACCUGGUCAGGGAUGAGCUCUGGGUGGUGAUGGAGUUCCUGGAGGGAGGCGCCCUCACCGACAUCGUCACCCACACCAGGAUGAACGAGGAGCAGAUAGCCGCCGUGUGCCUGGCCGUGCUGCAGGCCUUGUCCGUGCUCCACGCGCAGGGUGUCAUCCACCGGGACAUCAAGAGCGACUCCAUCCUGCUGACCCACGACGGCAGGGUGAAGCUGUCAGACUUCGGGUUCUGCGCCCAGGUGAGCAAGGAGGUGCCACGGAGGAAGUCACUGGUUGGCACGCCCUACUGGAUGGCCCCGGAGCUCAUCUCCCGCCUUCCCUACGGGCCAGAGGUGGACAUCUGGUCUCUGGGGGUGAUGGUGAUUGAGAUGGUGGACGGGGAGCCCCCCUACUUCAACGAGCCACCCCUCAAAGCCAUGAAGAUGAUUCGGGACAACCUGCCACCCCGACUGAAGAACCUGCACAAGGUGUCACCAUCUCUGAAGGGCUUCCUGGACCGCCUGCUGGUGCGCGACCCGGCGCAGCGGGCCACGGCGGCCGAGCUGCUGAAGCAUCCGUUCCUGGCCAAAGCGGGCCCGCCCGCCAGCAUCGUGCCCCUCAUGCGCCAGAACCGCACCAGAUGAGGCGCAGCGCCCGGCCUGAACCAAAGAGCCCCUGGGGUCACCCCCGCCCUGCCGGAGGCCAGCAGGGGGCGCCCCCGCUCCUCCCAGCCCAGGAGACACUCCAUGCGGCACCGCCCUCCUGGCUGGGGGUGGGGGUGUGCGGGCCCCACUACUGAACUCUGGUUUGGAUUUUGUGACUUUUCAAAAAACACAGGGACUCGUGGGAGCAAGUGAGGCUCCCGGGACCCCCCCACCCUCCAGGACAGGCCCUCCCUGUGUUUUCCUGUCUCUAGGAAGGACAGGCGGCCCUCCCAUCACUGGAAGUCUGCAGUGGGGGCCGCUGGGGGUGGAGAGAACACUAUGGAAGAGGUGUGUGUGUGUGUGCGCGCGUACGCCU
Molecule: messenger RNA, 2430 nt
Organism: Ceratotherium simum simum (southern white rhinoceros)
Lineage: Eukaryota; Metazoa; Chordata; Mammalia; Perissodactyla; Rhinocerotidae
Source: RefSeq, a predicted model, not a curated record